AUGUUUGGGAUCGAAGAAAGAGUCAAAGAAUAUAUUCGAGGUAUUUCGAAAUCAAAUGGCCAAGCAUCUGGAGAAAACAAGGCAACUUCCCCGCAGCACAGAAUAAUUCUGUGCCCACAGAGCGCGUCAGUAAAUCAACUUCCGGAAGAGCCUCAAACGUCAUCGCAAGUGUCAACACCGGAAGCUAAUACCUCUACAUUACAGCAAGAAGAAAUUCAAGAGAUUCCGUCGCCUACAAGCAAUGUGAACAGUACCGUAGAAACAAAAAUUGGUCCAAUUACUUUUGACUCCUGGAUAGAUAAGUUAAAGGAAUUCGAAGAAAUUAAAGUAACAUUACCAGUUGAUGGAUCCCAAAUGUCGAUUGCAGAUGCGCUUUUAAAUCGAGAUAUACCAAAAGUUACUUUGACCAAAUUCUCUGGAAAUCCAUUGGAAUACGCGGAUUUUAUCGAUUGUAGAGUAGAAUAUAUAUGA
Molecule: messenger RNA, 471 nt
Organism: Paramuricea clavata
Lineage: Eukaryota; Metazoa; Cnidaria; Anthozoa; Malacalcyonacea; Plexauridae
Source: the annotation of a GenBank genome assembly